AUAACAGGAUGAUUAAGGUUAAUGGCACCAGGGAGCCUCUGGAGUUCAAGUCUCACCAGUGGUUUGGAGCCUCAGUUAGAACUCACAAAGGCAAAGUGGUGGCCUGUGCUCCUCUCUACCACUGGCGUACUGUGAAGGUGAACGGUGAGAAGGACCCGGUAGGAACCUGCUAUGUUGCCGUGCAGAACUUCAGCGCCUACGCAGAAUACUCACCCUGUAGGACCAAUGAUCCAGACCCGGAGGGACAGGGUUUCUGCCAGGCCGGGUUCAGUGUGGACUUCACCAAGGAGGGGACACUGGUGGUGGGUGGACCUGGCAGCUUCUACUGGCAAGGUCAGGUGAUGACUGCAGGCGUAGCAGAGAUAUUGAAUGGUUACUCUCUGAAAGCCGUGCUCAGGAGGGUCCCUGGAGAGAAACACACACACGCUGCAGCUGAUACCCAUGACGACAGCUACCUAGGUUACUCUGUGGCAGUGGGGGAAUUCACAGGAGACUCAGAGCAAGAGCUGAUAGCUGGUGUUCCGAGAGGGGCACAGAACUUUGGAUAUGUAGCUGUGAUUAACUCCACUAAUCUGACAUUCAUCAUGAACUUCACAGGAGAGCAGAUGGCUUCCUACUUUGGCUAUUCUGUGGCCGUUACUGACCUCAACGGAGAUGGGUAUGAUGAUGUACUGGUAGGAGCACCUCUCUACAUGGAGAGAGAGAGGGAGAGUAAACCCAAGGAGGUGGGCCGUGUCUACCUGUACCUCCAGCACUCCCCGCUCACCUUCUCCGAGCCCCUUCUCCUGACGGGAACACACACCUUUGGACGCUUUGGCACUGCCAUCGCCCCGCUAGGAGACCUCAACCAGGACGGAUACAACGACGUGGCGGUGGGUUGUCCGUUUGGUGGGGAGGACCGGAGUGGCCUGGUGUUGAUCUACAAUGGCCAGAGAGACCUGACGGCCCGCGGCCUAACCCUCAGCCAGGAGCUCUAUGGAGCCUGGGCCUCCAGUAGUGGCCUCUCCGGCUACGGCUUCACCCUGAGGGGGGACAGAGACCUGGACAACAACCAUUACCCUGAUCUGAUAGUGGGAGCAUUUGGUAAAGGGGAGGUGUCGGUGUACAGGGCUCGUCCUGUAGUGUCAGUGGAGGCAGAGAUGAUCCUGACUCCUAGAAUCCUGAACCCUGAUGACCGAUCCUGCCUCCUGACAGAAUCUGAUACCAUGGUGACCUGUCUAAGGGUAGAUAUUUGUGCAAAGGUGAGCGGUGUGGGGAUCCCAGACUCUGUAGUCCUGAAUGCAGAGCUGCAACUGGAUUGGCUUAAAGGUGUGAGGGGCGGAGUUAAGAGAGUUUAUUUCCUGGAUUCCCAUCAGCCCCAGCACACAGGGGUCCUAACGCUUGGCCACAGCCGUCCUCACUCCUGCCUGAACUAUACUGUCUACCUACGAGGGGAGGAUGAGUUUAGGGAUAAAUUGACUCCCAUCUCAUUGGCUCUGAACUACAGUUUAGCCCCUCCUUCCAACCUGGACCUCCCCCCUGUCCUCAACCGUUACAGCAGUAGCUUCCUGCAGGAACAGGCAUAUAUUCUGCUGGACUGUGGGGAAGACAACGAGUGUAUUCCAGACCUCCAGCUAUCUGCAAGCAUAGACCGUACAGAGCUGGUGGUCGGGGAUGACAACCUGGUCAUGUUGACCAUAAACGCGGUUAACAAAGGAGAGGGGGCAUAUGAGACUGAGUUACACACACUCCUACCCCCUGAGGCUGAUUACAUAGGAGUGGAACGCAGGAUAGAGGCUCUAUCCAGGUUGAACUGUGAGUACAGGAUGGUGAAUGACUCCAGACUGGUGGUGUGUGACCUGGGGAACCCUAUGGUUGCCGGAACAGAAUGCCGGUCCUCACACUUUGACCUACAGAUCCACAGUUCAAACAAAGACAGCUCCAAGAGCAACCCAGUCAGUCUGUCUCUCUCCAUCUCUGCCAGAGCUCAGCUAGACCUGAGGGGGGUGUGUCAUCCCUCUCAGGUGGUUCUUCCGUUUCCGCAUUGGGAGCCCAAAGAGAAUCCGGUCAAAGAGGAUGACGUAGGACCCCAGGUCACACACAUCUACGAGCUCCAUAACUCAGGUCCCAGUAGUAUCCGGGAGGCGGAGCUCCAGGUGGGCUGGCCCUCUCGUUUCCGUGACGAACACCUGCUCUACGCUCUGGAGGUUCUAACAGACGGACCAAUCAGCUGCCGGAGCAACACCAGCCUCAACCCCCUGGGCCUACAGACAUCCUCUGUCCAGGACACUCCAGAACUGUUGGGCUUUCUGAGGAACAGUAGCUCUCCUCACCGCUACAGACGAGCCACCAAUGCUGCCCAGCCCUACAGCAGCAAGACCCUGAACUGCAGUAACAUCAUUUGUCUAAGAGUUCUGUGUGUGGUCGGGCGGUUGGACCGUGGUCAGAGCGCUGUAGUCAAGAUCCGCUCCCGACUCUGGGCUCACACCUUCCUCCAGAGACGUAACGACCCAUACCUCCUCAACUCUACCGUGUCCUUCAGAGUGACGGCCCUGCCCUACCGCCUCCAACCCUCCUCCUUACCCCAACACACCACUGCAGUAAGAUACCCCUGACACUAACCCAUAUACCUCCUCAACUCUACCGUGUCCUUCAGAGUGACGGCCCUGCCCUACCGCCUCCAACCCUCCUCCUUACCCCAACACACCACUGCAGUAAGAUACCCCUGACACUAACCCAUAUACCUCCUCAACUCUACCGUGUCCUUCAGAGUGACGGCCCUGCCCUACCGCCUCCAACCCUCCUCCUUACCCCAACACACCACUGCAGUAAGAUACCCCUGACACUAACCCAUAUACCUCCUCAACUCUACCGUGUCCUUCAGAGUGACGGCCCUGCCCUACCGCCUCCAACCCUCCUCCUUACCCCAACACACCACUGCAAUGGGUACACUGGUGCUGUGGGGAACUCCUGAUGUGGCGUUUGCUAUUCCUCUGUGGGUCA
Messenger RNA from Oncorhynchus gorbuscha (pink salmon), 2982 nucleotides. RefSeq names its product integrin alpha-8-like. Gene Ontology annotation, biological process: cell-matrix adhesion; integrin-mediated signaling pathway; cell-cell adhesion. Gene Ontology annotation, cellular component: external side of plasma membrane; integrin complex. The annotation marks the transcript as partial. Gene Ontology annotation, molecular function: integrin binding. The transcript is spliced from 27 exons. The record is from RefSeq and is a predicted model, not a curated record. NCBI's taxonomy places the organism in Eukaryota, Metazoa, Chordata, Actinopteri, Salmoniformes, Salmonidae.